Molecule: messenger RNA, 779 nt
Organism: Hemibagrus wyckioides
Lineage: Eukaryota; Metazoa; Chordata; Actinopteri; Siluriformes; Bagridae
Product: C-reactive protein-like
Exons: 2
Coding region: 1-681 (226 amino acids)
Source: RefSeq, a predicted model, not a curated record
AUGAAUUGGGGAAUCAUCGCCCUGUUGUUGCUCCUGUCUCUGGCAUCAGCCAAUUGUGUUUGGUCACUAGGUAAGGUGAUGUUGUUCCCUCAGGAGUCAGACACUGCCUAUGUGCAGCUCACUCCGAAGAAACCUCUGAAUUUUCAGGCCUUCACUCUCUGCAUGCGCAUGUCCUCUGAACUCAACAGUAACCGUGAGACCAUCCUGUUCGCUUACCGCACUAGCCAAGCUGACGAGCUCAACGUGUGGCGAGAGCUAGGAGGAUACUCCCUUUACCUGAGAAGCAGUGAUGACGGGGUUACGUUUAAUCUACCGCCGCUGACCGCUGUCCCCACUCACCUGUGUGUCACCUGGGAGUCGAGCACCGGAGCCACCGCCUUUUGGGUGAACGGUCGGCGCAGCAUGCUGAAAAUCUACAGACGUGGGUUUAGUUUAACUCCAAAUGGAGCUAUAAUUCUCGGACAGGAUGCUGACUCGUAUCUGGGUGGCUUUGAAAAAAAACAGAGCUUUGUGGGUGAGAUUACAGACGUACACAUGUGGGAUAUGGUGUUAGGUGCAGGUCAGAUCAAGCAGAUGUACGAGGAUCAGUGUCGUUCUCCAAAUGGGAAUGUGCUGGACUGGAAUUCUCUCCAGUACAAAAUCAGUGGGAAUGUGGUUGAGGUGUCUGGGCCAGCAGCCUAGCUUAAAAAGUCUGAUAUCUGAUUCAGCAUUUCUCUCCUUUCAUUUCCAUUUCCAAUCAAGUUUGUGAUUCUUAUUACUGACUAAUCAGUGUCUGGGAU